Bombus huntii is the source of this 2737-nucleotide messenger RNA. It is a transcript of the gene adp, whose product is annotated as WD and tetratricopeptide repeats protein 1-like. Gene Ontology annotation, biological process: negative regulation of fatty acid biosynthetic process. Lineage: Eukaryota; Metazoa; Arthropoda; Insecta; Hymenoptera; Apidae. The record is from RefSeq and is a predicted model, not a curated record. Gene Ontology annotation, cellular component: Cul4-RING E3 ubiquitin ligase complex; cytoplasm. The transcript has 14 exons. Bases 199 to 2190 code for a protein of 663 amino acids. Gene Ontology annotation, molecular function: protein binding.
UAAAUAUAUGUAUAUAUAUAGACAUACAUAUAUAUACAUAUAUCAACUAUACGAUAGAAUGUGAUAAAGUACAAAAGUUAUGUUAAGUUCAUGGUAUUGUGUAAAAGGACAGCAGUGCAAGAACAUUUCAAUAAUAUUUUGAUGAUAGGAUAUUUAAUUUUUUUAGUACAAUAAGUGAUUUAUGAAAUAAACAUAGAAAUGCUUCCUAACAUACAUGAUAAAGAUUACAGAGUUUUGGAUUUAGUACGUCAACGUGAAAUACGGGAUUCAGUGGCAUAUGCAGUUUCUCAGAAGUUACAUGUGACAGAAAAUUUGAUAUCCCGGUUAGGACUUGAAAAAGAAUUAGUUGGUCAUACAGGAUGUGUUAAUUGUUUAGAAUGGAAUGAAAGUGGGCAAAUUCUUGCUUCAGCAUCUGAUGAUAUGAAUAUUAUAUUAUGGGAUCCAUUUCGAUAUGAAAAAAAGUUAAUACUUCGUACACGUCAUCAUGGAAAUAUAUUUUCUGUUAAGUUCAUGCCAAAAUCAAAUGAUAGGAUAUUGGUAUCAGGUGCUGGAGAUGGGAAAGUACGAGUUCGUGAUCUUACGCUUCUUGAACCAAUAUUUUCAUGUAAUUGUCAUAUAGGUCGUGUAAAACGUAUUGCUACUGCAACUACUGUACCUUUUCUUUUUUGGAGUGCUGCAGAAGAUGGUCUUAUUUUACAAUAUGAUAUUCGUGCUCCUCAUAGUUGCAAAAGCAAUGGUUGUAAUAGUGUAUUAGUAAAUCUUGUUAAUCAUGCUGGUCGAUAUGCAGAAGGCAAGUGUAUUUCUGUGAAUCCAAAAAAACCUGAACUAAUAGCUAUUGGAGCCAAUGAUGCAUAUAUACGAAUGUAUGACCGUAGAAUGAUUAAGCUUUCUCAGGUGCCUAUUUCGUCUCCACAUAGUAACUGGACAAGAGGAAAUGUAUGUAUACGUCUAGCUGGUGGAGGUGAUCCAGAUGAGAAUGUACCACUGGGUUGCGCACAGUACUUUAUCGCGGGCCAUCUGCAUUCUCGGCAACGUGACAGUAAUAGAAGUCUCACUACUACAUAUUUAACCUUCAGUGCUGACGGAAACGAGCUACUUGUUAACAUGGGUGGUGAACAAAUUUAUUUAUUUGACAUCAAUAAUCCAAAAAAUUUGAAGACUUGCUUUGGUUACUCCUCAAAUAUGUAUUUGGGAGAUUUUGAAAAGUGCAGUAUGGCAAAUCAUGAAGAUAUUACAGAUUUUACCAACAAAAACAUUAAAAUCCUACCACCACAUGUUGAAGAAUUAAAACGUCAAGCAAAUGAAAGCUUUGAACAACAAAAGUACACAUUGGCAAUUAAUUUAUACAAUAAAGCAAUUUGUUAUUGUCCUACUGCUGCUGUGCUUUUUGCUAACAGAGCUGCAGCAUAUAUGAAAAGAACUUGGGAUGGUGAUAUAUAUGCUGCUCUUAAAGAUUGUCAAACAACAUUGCUUCUUGAUCCUGGACAUGUAAAGGCUCAUUUUAGAUUGGCCCGUUGUCUCUUUGAUUUACAUCAAUCAGUUGAAGCUGAUAAAAUAAUUAAAGACUUUCAACAAAAAUUUCCGGAAUAUGCAUCCAACUCUGCGUGUAAAGCAUUAAAAAUGGAUAUAAAAGAAGCUAUAGAUUCUGGUAGAGAUAUUGAUAUGAAUCAAUUAAUGAUUCAAAUAUCAGAAUAUGAACAAGAAUGGCGACGCAAUACAAUUGAUUACAAAAUGAGGUUUUGUGGGCAUUGUAAUACUACAACUGAUAUAAAGGAAGCCAAUUUCUUUGGGAACAAUGGUCAAUAUAUUGUAGCAGGAUCAGAUGAUGGAUCUUUCUUUAUUUGGGAUCGUAAUACCACAAAUAUUAUACGUGUACUAAGAGGAGAUGAACGCAUUGUAAAUUGUCUUCAACCUCAUCCAUCUACAUGUUUACUAGCUACUAGUGGUAUUGAUCCAGUAGUUAGAUUAUGGAGUCCUUUACCUGAGGAUGGUAGCAUAAAUGAAAGAGAAAUUCAGAAUUUAGAAGAUGCUGCAUCUGCAAAUCAAAUACGCAUGAAAAGCGAUCCAUUUGAAGUAAUGCUUAUGAAUAUGGGGUAUAGAUUUCCUGUUCAGCAGGCUGAACUGAAUGAAGAUGGUGAUGAUAAUCAAGAUCAAUCAAUUGUGCAACCUUUAAAUUGUAGACCAAGUUAAAUUUAAAGACAAAAUCUGAAAAGUGGUAUGAAAUUGCAAUUAAACAAUUAAAGACUUAUUCAGUGUUAUAUUCUAGAAUACUAAUGCUUUAAUUCCAAUUAUCUAUUUUUUUAUCAAUUCCUUAUAGACGUUGACUUUUCCAUAAAUAACCUAUCAAAAAAUAUUUGGUAAAGUGUUAAAAAUAUAAAUUUUGAAAAGAGAAGAAAAUAGUUGUACUAAAUAGUUGUGAAAUUCCUAUCAUCGACUUCUUUUAUAUAUAAUAAAAAUGGGCAUAGAUAUGUAAAGAGAUAACACAUUAAAAACAGACAAUAGUUAUGGUAUAAUAUAAUUGAUUGUAUUUUACACACAUAAUACUUAUAUAUAUAUGUUUAUUAUAUCUCUGUUUUUUGUAUAAAUUAGCUGCUAAACAUUAAAUGAUUCAAAGAAAUGAAAAUUAGGAAAAAAUGUAGAAUAAUAUAUUUUAUUGUAAUAAUUUUUUUACAUUAAUUUAAAAUAUUAUAAUUUUAAUUUAUAAAUGAAUAAAAAAUUAACUUUUAUAUUUAUUUUA